Molecule: messenger RNA, 6279 nt
Organism: Beauveria bassiana ARSEF 2860
Lineage: Eukaryota; Fungi; Ascomycota; Sordariomycetes; Hypocreales; Cordycipitaceae
Product: ATG C terminal domain-containing protein
Exons: 3
Coding region: 1-6279 (2092 amino acids)
Biological process (GO): autophagosome assembly; reticulophagy; autophagy of mitochondrion
Cellular component (GO): phagophore assembly site; extrinsic component of membrane
Molecular function (GO): phosphatidylinositol-3-phosphate binding
Source: RefSeq, a predicted model, not a curated record
AUGGCGUCAUUAUUCACGUCAUUUACCACCUCUAGCAUGCCCAAGCGGCUGCUGCGCUAUGCCCUGUCGCGCCUGGAGCUGCUCGAUGCCGAUGCCCUCAAUCUCGAAAACUUGGAUCUUGCCCUUGGAAAGAAUACCAUAUUUGAAUUCCGAGAUGUAGGACUAAAGCUGGACAAACUCCAAAAGCUGCUCAACCUCCCGCCCGCUUUUGCUCUCCAGAAAUCCAAGGUUCUGUCCCUACGAAUUACCAUACCCAUAGACUUCUACAGCAGCCCCAUCACCGUCGACGUAGAUGGCGUCGAUGUGCAGCUCAAGGUCCUCAACCCCGAGCGGGCUCCGACCGAUGCGACAUCCACCAACGAUAAUUCUGUACCAAACGCCGUGGACCUUGCCCAGUCUUUCCUCGACAAUCAAUCUCCGGACGAGCGGCGUAAGCUUCAAGAGGCUCUAGAAGCCGAAACACAAGAUCUUGGGGCAUCAAUAUCAAUGAGCGAGGACGGUAGCCAAGAUGGUUUCCCUACGGGCACGGGUCAACCGCUGUCUCUGCCCAUGUUCCUAGCCGAUUUUCUGCAGGGCGUCCUCGAUCGCAUGCAAGUCAAGAUCAAUAGAGUCAACUUCUCGCUUCAUAUGGAAACACCAACCGAGCUAGGUUCCAACUACUUGGAACAGAUUUCAUUUCAAAUCUCUCUCGAUAGCAUCGACAUCGAGGGAGUCACUACUACUGCUUCCACGGCUGGUGAUGCGCUCAAGAUUGUCCCCAAGGAGGGCAAACGUCACAUCUCUAUAGACAAAGUCCGAGCCUUCCUAGUAUCAGAGGCCAACAUUUUCCCAACCUUAUCGCGAUCCCCUUCAAUGCUCUCGCCUUCGUCAGCCUCAUCACCGUUCGCGACCCGCAAUCCACCCUCUCGAGAGCCUUCUGAUAUACCACGAGCCAUGCUUGAAUCACAUCAGUCCCUUCACUUCGAGCAAACCUUCAAGGAGCAUAUGGUAGAUGGAACUUUGACUCCAGAGCCUGAUCACCCUCUUGGCGACAGCGAAGACGCAUUGGCUAUUCCAUACGAGAUGGAAACGAAUGACGACGAAAACCCCAGCACACCCCGAGCCUCCAUAUACCAUGAUUUCGGUGCUUCUAUGCUUUCCGAUAGCGAUGAAGAGCCUGCAUUCUCUACAGCCAACUCCCAACAAAUGGAAGCAUCGCAAACGUCGACUAACGUGGCACUCGCGGGCUCGUCAAAACAAUUACCUUAUCUUCCGGUCAAUCCAGCAGCAUCUGCUGUGGGGACAUCACACAUGCAUUCAUCUCAAUUUAGCGCAGAUGGUUCACAAUAUGAGGACCUGGAAGAAUCGCGUCUCUAUAGCCACGAGGAAGCCGAAAGUAUGUAUAUGAGUGCUUUUUCACAAGGUGUUGCACAGUCACGGGUAGCGCUCGAGACGACAGAGCCUGCCCGACUGUCUCCCAAACCCGAAAACAGCAUCGAAGAGCCUGCUGCUGAAGUUGCAACACAUCUGUCUUCAGUCAAUAUUGCUGCAUCACCGCCACGACCCGAACCUGAAACCGAACUUGAUUCAGGAACAGUAGUAGAGAGCGAUGGGAACAGCGAAAGGGAGGAGGUACCUUCAGAAAUGUACCAGUCGUCUUCAGGCCUUCCGUCCAUGCCGGGCGCUUGGGGCGAAAACUCGGUUGUUCACACCGUUCAAGUCGCAUCCGAACCUGCUCAAUCGACUGCUGCUCCUUCUGCGACUAUCUCUGUGGAUUCUGCAUCGGCGGUCACUGAAGAAUGUUCAGCAGACGAACGAGGAACAAUUAAUCCUGAAAACAUUGCGUCGGAAGACGUGCCAACCCCGAAGGGACCAACCAAAUUCGCCAAGAAGAUUCUCGAGUUCGACAACCUAUCUGUGUACGUCCCGUCUCUUCAGCGCCACGUGCAAAUAUGUACAGACGCCGAUGAAGCUAGUUCAGACCCCCAAGCCUCGAUGACGCGAUCUAUUCACCCCCAGCCUCCGGGAGCUUUCUCUGUACAUCUUGCUCAGGCUCAGAAGGCAAAAGAUGGCACUCGAAUAUCGCCGGUCGAUGACAGCCUAGAAAUCGUCAUGUCACCAAUGACCAUCAACUUUGAUGCUUCUAUCGCCUUCCUUCUCUUCAUGAUCACGACGAAGCUUCUCAGCUUCGUCAACACGGAUGGCGCACCAAAGUCUUCAUCUGCCACCGCCAAGCAAGAUGAGAAGGGAAGUCAGCAGCCGCCGUUCAAGAUUAUCCUUGAACAGCUUUCUCUCAACUUUUUGAACCACCUGAGUGGCGUUGCAGAUACCGCCGAUCGGUUCUUGGACCCAUCUGCAUUCGACUUCAGACAAGAAGUCUUACUCAACUUGACGUUGAAGGGCUUGGCUGUUUCGAGGCGCUCAGCUCCUACUGCGGCUUCAAAAAAUGCCGAUGCAACCUUGUAUGAAACCAAAAUUGACCUUGAGAGGUUCCGCUUUGGAUACGAUGACGGAGACAUUGUAUCAUUCGACGCCGGUAAGCCAAUGAGCACUUCUGUGCGAGAUACCUUUUUAUCAGCCGGAAAUGACGUUUCCGUCAAAAUCUUGGAGUCAGCAGAAGGCAUUCGGACAGAGGUGGAAACUCUGCCGCUGGUAUUCCAGCUGGAGCUACAGCGCCUAGACGAGACCUUUGGCUGGUUUGGUGGCCUGAGCAGCUUUCUUAACAUGAGCACCUCAAUAACAUCUAGCACGCCGCCCGCCAAGACGCCACCCACACCGCAGCAGAAGCCCCGAGGCGUACGGUUCGACACUCCAAUCAAACCCGAAGACAAAUCAGCGGCAUCCAAAAAUAAACUCAACGUUCGCAUCGGCGGCACCUUUAUUCAAAUACUUGGCAAGGAGUGCAGCAUUUCAUCAGAAAGCAAUGCGUUCAAAAUUGUUAGCAGAGACGAAGGUAUCGGCAUUGCAUGCAGCUUGAUACGGGUGUCUGGCCCCUACAUCAAAGGCUCCAUGGCGGACCCUGCCAUUAGCUCAGACAUUAGUGGCGUUCGUCUAGAGUUCCUAUCUGCGCCGAGCAACUCUGAUCUGGAAAAGUUACUCGAGCUCAUCAUCCCAUCUAAAGUCAAGUAUGAUCACACUACCGACGAGAUUAUGGUCGAUACACUAUUGCGUCAGCGAAGAAAGGGCUCAGUCUUGCGCGCGGCCGUGGAUGGCAUCAAUGUCCGGGCCAAGAACAUCAGUCAACUGGGAGUACUGCCCAACCUAGCCGAAGAGCUUGCCAAGCUAUCCACUGUUGCCAAAUAUCUGCCGGAAGAUGAUCGCCCUGGUCUUCUCACUUUGGGAAAGAUUCAACGCAUCAACGGCAGUGUUGAUAUUGGCGGCGCGCUGGGCACGUUUGUCGCCGAGGUCAAUGAACUCGAAAUUGGUCAUAUCACGCUCCCCUCGCUCGUCGCAUUAUCUGCUGGCGGCAUUUCUGUUAGUAGAAACAAGGUUGAACAUCUGGUUAAAUCCACGCCGUUCACCGCUUCGCAAGAUACACCAACCCGUGGACCGGUCUUGAUGGUUCGAAUGAUUGGGGACGAGAUUGAGCCUACCAUUAAGCUGAAGGUUCGUCAUCUUGUUGUCGAGUACCGCGUUCAAACUAUCAUGGACCUCCUAGGCCUGGCCGAUGAUGCGACCCCACAAGACUUUGACGAUUGUCUCGCCGCCUCGGUAGCCAAUUUGGGGGACCAGACUCACUCAGCCUUGGCUCGUCGACCACAGUCUCCCUCUCAGUCAUCGAAAGGGGCAAAGCCUACCAAGCUCGAUGUUGUCUUUUCCGAUUGUCUGAUUGGUCUCAAUCCAAUGAACCUGCCGUCGAAGUUGUUGAUUGCUCUAACAGAUGCUCAUUUGGACAUAGUAUUGCCCAAAGACGAGCAAAUGCAAGCGUCGUUCAACGUUAACAAAGCAUCUUUGCUUCUUAUUGAUGACGUGUCAACCGCGGUUGAUGACCCUACUUCAGUCAGGGCCAAGCCAUCAGCAUCGUCUACAACUUCUGCGCUGGUUAGCGACAUGUGUUCCAUGGGCUAUGUGGACAUUUGCUACAUUUCAUCAGCUAUGGUUGUCGUCAAGGUAACACCCGGGGAAGACGGCGAACAGCAGGUGAUUGUGGACCUUCGCGAUGACUUGCUUGUUCUGGAGACGUGCGCCGACUCUACUCAGACACUUAUUACGCUUGCAAAUGCAUUGAAGCCGCCAACACCACCCAGCAAGGAGAACAAAUACAGAACCAAUGUUGUGCCGAUGCAAGAUCUUCUGGCCUCGAUCUCUGCAGAGGCAUUUGGUAGAUCUGAAGGCGAUUAUGACUUUGACCAGGACUUCGCAGGUGCGCAAGAGAUGGCUGGAAGUGGCUCGGAUGCUGGUGGAAGCGACAGUUCAUUCCGCGUCAACUCUAGGUACUAUGGAACCGCAUCCGGCGGAGAGGAAAUCUUUGAUGCCACGAAAAGUAUGAUGUCUGAUGUUGCUCGAAUGGAAGAUACCACCGAAGGUAUUCUACUUACGGGAUUCGACCCCACUACCAGCCAGGGCUCAGUGGAUAGUGACGAACUUGAGGUUCAUGAGAACUACUAUAGUCAAGACGCGACUGGUGAGCAGACAGCCAAAGUCUGGAACUCAUCGACAAACACCUACGACAGUGCACCUGCGACUCUUGUCAAAAGUAGCCCAGUCAAGGUGUCGAUGCGAGAUGUCCAUGUGAUCUGGAACCUGUUUGACGGCUACGAUUGGCCGCAUACUCGUGACACCAUCAGCAAGGCUGUGCAGGAGGUUGAAAGCAGAGCGUUUGAGCGCCAGUCUCGUACUGUUAGCGCACAGAUGCAAGAAGAGGAGUUUGAUGAUGGUGAAGCCAUUGGUGACUUUCUGUUCAACUCGAUCUACAUUGGCAUUCCCGCGAAUCGCGACCCGCAAGAACUGUCCCGAGCGAUUAAUGAGGGGCUCAACGAUGCCGCGACAGAAACGGAGUCGGUGGCCACUACCGCUUUCACGACAACCACUAGCCGUGGCAUGCGACGUCAACAACCCAAGGCCAAGCGGCUGCGACUUAGCAGAAGUAAGCAUCACAAGAUUACUUUUGAGCUACAAGGUGUAAAUGCGGAUCUUGUGGUGUAUCCUCCGGGAUCAGGCGAGACACAAAGUAGCCUUGAUGUUCGUCUGCAAAACUUGGACGUAUUUGAUCACGUUCCCACGUCGACUUGGCGAAAGUUUGCGACGUACGAUCAAGACCAAGGAGAGCGCGAGAUGGGAACUAGCAUGGUUCAUCUUGAAAUCUUGAAUGUCAAGCCGAUUCCGGAGUUGGAGGCUGCUGAGAUAGUACUGAGAGCGACUCUCCUGCCGUUGCGACUCCACGUUGACCAAGAUGCACUCGACUUCAUUACGCGAUUCUUUGAAUUCAAGGAUGACAAGGUGCCAGUGCAUGCGUCGCCUAGCGACGUGCCAUUUGUCCAGCGAGCGGAAAUUAACAGCGUUCCGGUGAAGCUUGAUUUUAAGCCCAAGCGAGUGGACUACGCUGGCCUCCGAUCGGGACAUACCACGGAAUUUAUGAAUUUCAUCGUGCUGGAAGAAUCCCGCAUGGUCCUUCGUCACGUCAUCAUCUACGGAGUUUCUGGAUUUGACCGCCUUGGCAAAACACUUAAUGACAUUUGGACGCCUGACGUGCGAACGAACCAAUUACCUGGUGUUAUUGCUGGACUAGCGCCUGUGCGAUCGCUUGUCAAUAUUGGCAGCGGCUUCAAAGAUUUGGUCGAGAUUCCGAUUCGCGAGUACCAGAAAGACGGGCGUGUUUUCAGGAGCAUCUCAAAGGGUGCUACAGCAUUUGCACGGACUACGGGAACUGAAAUUGUCAAAUUGGGAGCCAAGCUCGCGGUGGGCACACAGUAUGCCCUACUUGGGGCUGAAGAGAUGCUCGCAGAGAAGCGCGCCGACGACGGCAAUUGGGACGACGACGAAUUGGACGCAGAAGAGAAGAAGCAGAUUUCUCUGUAUGCUGACCAGCCCACGGGGGUUCUUCAAGGAAUUCGUGGAGGCUAUCGAUCGCUUGCGCGUGACGUUAACUUGGCAAGAGAUGCCAUCAUUGCGGUGCCAGGCGAGGUCAUGGAGAAUGCAUCAGCGGCGGGCGUGGCCAAGGUGAUGCUGAAGCGGGCGCCGACUAUUAUUUUCCGGCCGGCCGUGGGCGUUACCAAGGUUAUCGGACAGACGCUGCUGGGCGCGACCAAUGCGAUGGACCCGAACAACCGGAGGAGGAUUGACGAGAAAUACAAGCACUAG